Messenger RNA from Cinara cedri, 8990 nucleotides. NCBI's taxonomy places the organism in Eukaryota, Metazoa, Arthropoda, Insecta, Hemiptera, Aphididae. The record is from the annotation of a GenBank genome assembly.
AUGGCAUUGGUUUUCAUGGUCUUAGAACUUUUUAUCAAUGGAGCCCCUAAAAUCCUAAAAUCAAAUAAUCCAGGGGCUACUGGUGUACCAGACCGACACUUGAGGUAGGUAUAUUACAACAGUGUAGGUAGGUAUAUGCCAUUUGAAAUUAGGUGUGACCAUAGAUAGUACAUAUUAUGUAUUAUGUAUUAUGUAUUGUUUGUUAUGUAUUACAUAUGGGUGUGACUGUAAUACUGGUAUAGGUACUGAUUUGAGGUCUAUAUACUGAUAUAGCGUUAUCUUUGUUUAAACAGUAAACUGAAAAUAUCCAAUAUUGUUACCAAUAAUAUCGAUAUUAUUGAAAUACCAAACCAUUGACCAUACACUGAAAUUAUUUAAUCUAUUUUUAAAUUAUAUGAAAAUAAUAGUUAUAAAUAUAAUUAUUAAUAAUUAAUAACAUAAUAUUACUAUUAUAGUUAUGAUUGGCUUACACACAUUAUGGUUGUGCGAAUGUAAUACGAUUUUAUUUAGUGUUGUAUAUACAUAUUUUUAACGUUUACAACUUAGUUGUUGCUUUAAAUAAUAAAGUAAAAUCAAAAUUAUUAAAAUGGUUAAUACUCGUAAAUAUAUAUAUAAAUAAAUAUUUAUUAAAAGACGGUACACUGAACGUCUUUUGCUACAGAUUAUCAAAAUAAUAAACUUUUCACACGCUGUAUGUAGACAAGCCAAUCUUGACACCUCCUUUUCUAACUUUAGUUAAUUGUGUUACUUAGACUCAUAUGUAUAUUUUAAAUAUAUAAAUUCCGAAUGCCUACUGUAUUAUAUUUUAAUAGGGCUUCCACUCAUAAAAUAAAACAAAGUUAAAUAAGUUAAGUUUAUCAUUGUAAUUAAGACUUCACUCUUAUAUUGUAUAUUAUUAUCUUAAUAGUUUAAGGGUUUUCAUCUUUUAUUUAGGAAUAUUUUUUAUAAUUUUGCCUAAAAUUAUAUGUAUUUAGGGUGCACUAUAUUACAAUAUUUACGAAUUUAUUUUUUAGAUUCAACCCUAGUUAUAGAAUUUAAAUGAAAAAAAAAAAAAAUGCUUUUAAAAAACUAUUGAUUAUAGAUACAUAAAUAAAUACUGAUAUUAUUUUUGUUCAGUUAAUGUAUUUUAAAGUUCUUUAGAUAAAAAAAAAUUGAACAAAUUAAAAUUGAUUUUUUCAUUUUAUUUCUAUAUUUAAAAAGAAAAUUUUUUUCUAAAAAUACACUCUUUAAGUGAAAAAUGUAAGCUAAGAGAACUUAACUUAGGGGAUUAUUAUGGUUCUGUUUUAGAUUAUUGACUCAGAAAACGAAAUAAUUGUUUCAACAGAAAUUAAUAUUAACAUUUUUAAAAAAUCUGAUAAUACAAAUUUGCACAUAUUUUUUAAAUCUCAUCCUAUUUAACCACUAGAAAAUAUUUUAGUCAACCCAACUAAACUACUACCGUGUACAAAUCAUCGUUAUAUUCAAUAGGGAAAAGUUAAGUUUCUAUAAAGAAAAUGAUAGAUUGUUUUGUUCUUUCUGAUUGGCGUUCAGAAAAUAAGAUAAUCAUUUCACUGUAGGAUGCUCUUCACUGUCAAGUAAUAAUCCAUACUCCUGAAUUAAAAAAAACUUAAUUGAUCUAUAAUAUAAUUCAUGAAAAUACAGUAGUAGUGAAGAAUUUCUAUUUUUUUUCAAACUCUAAUGAUAUUCAAUCAUGACUUGAUUCUGUCAAAAAAUUUUAAAAUAAAGGAAGAAGAGCAAUUCUCCAAAGAUUUAUUGAUGCAGUCAAAUUAAAUGGAACACGUAGACUUAGUUACAGAGGCGCAAAAAAUGUUGAAGCUGCUUAUUCUUUGAAUGACUCAUCAUUAGAUCACGGAAAUUUUUUAGCGUCCAAUUUGAUUCCACACAGGAUCUAAACAUUCAUGACCAAUAAUUAGUUAUUAUUAUUACAUUUGUUACAAAUGACAUUCAAUAACGUCUUAUAGCAUUAGUGAACUGUACAUUUGGUGAGUACUGGUGAAAAUGUAUGUAAUCUAAUAUCAGUUUCGGAGAAUACCGCGAACGAACAUCGUGACUCGGGAUUUGUAAGUACAAAGAUAUUUAAAUUCCAAGUAAAACAAAUAAGGUAUUCAUUGUUUUAAUGAUUUGUAAUUUUUUUUUCAUAAGAUCUAAUUUGGUCAUUCAAAACGUACUAAAACAUUCACACCGUACCUUAAAAGAUGCGAGAUUUUUUAGUAAUACUUAAUUCAAUUACAUUUUUCUUGUUUCCCAACAGUUUCUUAAUCUUUUAUAAUAUAAUUGCAUAUAUAUUGUAUUCAUUAUUAUUUUAUUUAUGUAAACAUAUUCAUAGACGUGUUUUUAUUCACAUACCGCGCACGCUACUUCACAUACACUAUUAUUCAUACUGUUAUUUCGAAUAAAAUUGAAUAGAAUAGGAUACAUCUAAAAUUACAGUAAUUAUGAUAAUUACUCUGCAAUUUUAGUUUCUGAGUGGAAUGAGGAAUAUAUUGGUUUUACAAUAAUGUUUAUUUUUUUUUCCUGUGAACAACUUUUAUUUUUCUACCAUGAAUUUUGCUCCGAUUUUUAAGUGUAGCACUUUUUCUGAAAGGAAAUUUAACUGGGGUGUUACUUUAAGAAAGCCUAUUUUUGAUUUUAUCGGUUUUUCCUAAUAAAUAGGUAAAACCUGGGAAAAAAUGCGAGAAAUCGUAGGAAAAACGGGAAAUUUUACGAAAAUAAUGCUUUUAUUAAUCUCAAUUUUGGUUUUCCAUUGCACUUUAAGUUACAAUAUUCUUAGAGACUUGAAAUUUUGACAGAAAAUUCAUACUAACUUUUUCUAAGUGAUAAAAUUAAAAAAAAAAAAUAUUUGAGUUAUUUUUUUAGCUAUUUAUAGACAUUUUAAUUUUGCAAGUUUUUUACGUAAUUUUCAUUUGAUAGGUAUUGAUAGACUUAACAGAAGUGAUUGAAAAUUUAAUAAGUAUUUCAUUAUAAGUCGUACUUAGUGGCCAAAAAAAUUUAAAAAAAUGGAAUGUAGAAUUUUUAUUUUUAUUUAUGAGUUUUAAAAUCAAACUUUGAAGAAAAUCGUAAACAGUAUUACGACCUUUCAAAACAUGUAAAAUCGAACUUCGCUCCGAAUCGCCUUUCGUUUUCAAUGAUUUAUCGCUGGUUAUAGAUAUAAACUAAAUAAAUGUAUGUGUCCCACUACCCAACUACAACAGUAACCGUUCCAUUCCCGUACCCAUUCCCAGUAUCAGAUUUUUUUUAAUUUGACAAGAUAAUACUAUUAAUUCAACAAAAUAUAAUGUUUUGAUUGUACGGAUUCGUGUUGGAUCCGUCUUCCUUGAAAUUAUCGUUGUAACGGUCGCACGUUUGGUGCAUGUUAGUUGUUACAUGACUUCAUAUUGUACCCUAUUCAGAAUAAUGUACCGCAUUACGCAUCCACGUGAUCGCCUUAUUCUGUAAUUUUAUACUUUUGCCUGAGCUUUUUUAACUGUGUUUACUCGUAAACAUUGUAAACAUUUGUUACAGCAUGCAUACCCCUACUACUGCACUUGUUAAUUAACGCUUACGUGCGUCGUCGAUUGUGGCAAGCACGAAUGUCAAUAGUGGUGUGCAAAGUGUACAUAAUGUUAAAUGCUAUCUUUGAAAAUAAUGCAGAUUCGCAACACAGUAUACUAGCAUAUACACUAUAAAUAGAAUCACUAAUGACACGUGCCGCCGUGAUUAUUUUAAAUUCGAAAAAACCAAUAAAGUAUUGAAUAUAGGCAUUAAUAUAAUAUUAUAUCCCAGAAAUAAUAUCAAUUAUCAACGAUCUCAUUAAAUUUAUUAAUAUAUAUUAACUACAAACUGGUAUAAUAAACAACAUAUUUGUUAUAUCAUUUUUUAUCAAUUUAUCAAUUUUAUAUUUAUAUUUAGAUGAUGUACAACGAUAAGGCUACGACACAUGGUCAUGGUUUUGUUCAAUAAACAAAACUUAAUGAUUAGUGAUAUUUAUAAAGUUGAUUAUAAAUUAUUACCAGUCAGCGAACUUAAGACUAAUUACCAUUAUCUUUUAGACUGGAAAUCAAUCAUAACCAUGAGCUCAAUUUAAUUAAUCGUCAUAAUAUAUUAUCAUCAUUUUUUUACUUUAAAUACCUUUUAUUUAAUUCUCAUAUUUUUAGAAUCAUCAUAAUUUUCACUAUUUUAAUGAUGAUAUUCGGAACAAUUUAUGACGUGGUUCUACAUAGAAAAUAAAUUAAAAAACCUGAUAGUAGCAACAUACAACUCAGUUAAAAUAAUGGUUAGUUAACUGCGAGAAAAAAAAGUAGUCUAGUGUUCUGAUUUUUCUCUCAUUUAUUUAUAAGAUACAUUAUUUUUUUUUUUUUAUUGAUUUUCAAUAAAAUUCAGUGAUAAUUAAUUAUGAUAUUUCCAACGAUGUUGAUAAACAAAAACAAAAUAUUUUUGGUGAAAUAUUCUUAUGUUUCUCUGCCUAUACAAACAUAAAACUGGUGUUUCAUACAAACGAAUGAUCAGACAGUAUAAAGUGUAUUUAUGGACUCAAAUGUAUUUCAACAAUCUGUAUUAUACUUUUUCACGCUCAAGUGUAUACUGAUAUAUCUUCUGGUAAGCCCCAAAUAGUAUUAUAGUUUUUUAAUUGUUUCGAAUUUUUUAAUUGAUAAUGCUAUUUAAUAAUACAUUUUUAUAGAUAACAUAUAUAUUUACACGAAAGGCCAUACAAGUUUAUUUGUAGAAAUAAUUGAUAAAAUGCAUCUGAUAGUUGAUGUAUUUUUUUUCCUUGGAUGUUUUCUAAAUGUUUAUGCAUUUCACGUGCAGGAAAGAAAUUAUAAAAUUGAAUGAAAGGAAGGAUCCAACUAAACUAAGAUUUUAUUCGCUGUUCGAGGCAAUUUACAAAAGAUUUAUAAGGUAUAUAAUAUAAUAUUAUAAUAUUCCCAUUUCCCAUAUAAUUGUAUGUAUUUAUAAAAAAAUAUUAUUUUUAGAUUAACACCGACUUAUAUGAUGACGAUGGGUGUCAAAUUUAUGUUUUUCUCAUUUUGAAGAUGCAUCACAACUUAUUAUUUCUAACAAUAUUAGGUAUAACAAUCAGCUUUACGGUGACAAGGAAAAUUGUGAUAAUUAUUGGUGGACUAAUUUAUUGUAUAUUAGCAAUUUAAUCAGCUUUAUGAAAAUGGUAUGAAUACUAUAAAUCAUAAAUUUAAAUAAAAUUGAAUUUAUUAUUCAUUAUUUUAAUUUUCUAAACUAUUGUUCUAUUAGAAAACUUCCUUCAUAGUAUAUAACUAUAGACUACAUGGGCGUAUCCAGAAUUUUUUUUUCGGGGAGGGUUGAUCAAAAUGUACAAACAUUGUCAUACAGUAAAAUAAAAAAACUGUCCUAGGAUAAUGGGGAAGAGUACAGUCACUGUUAUAGGUAAUUUAAUAUAUAUUUAUAUCUGUAAGCAAAAUUUAACCAUUGCUAAUGAAAAAACGAUUCUAAGUUCAGUUGAUUGUGUUGCUUUGUUAACAAAAUAUGUCAUAUUAUGGUAAAAUAAUUACAUGUGUAUUAAAUAUUUGUUUUAAUAAUGUUUGUUAAAUAUUGCACAUAUUUUCCCGCUUUCCUAGGUUUUUUCUCAUUUAUAGAGAAAACUCUUGAGGAAAAUCAAAAAAUAACCUUUUAAAAAACCAUUUUUAAAGUACCUCUUCAUUCAGAUUUCCUUUCAGAAAAAAUUCUAUCAGCAAUAUUAUUUAUAGACAAUUUUUUUAUAGAAAAAAAAAUAAACAUCAUUGCAAAACCGAUACAUUCCUCGUAGAUUGAAAACUGACAGUUUUUUUACUAUCAGUUAAAACUGAUUGAAAUAUGAUUUCACAUAUUUUUAAACUGAAAUGACGGAAUUUUUCAGUUAAAACUGUGUAUGUGUAGGUCAAUCGCAUCAGUUAUCAGUUAUUAUUAUCAGAUUAUUAAAAUUAUUUUAUAUUAAAUUAUUAAUUUAUUUAAAAAAGGUGAUCAGUGAUUAAUUAUCUGUGAUACAACCGUGAAAAAUGUAGCAAAAACAGUGGUUGACUGAAUUUAUAGAAAUAUAUAAAAAUGAGCCUUGUUUGUGGCAGAAUAAAAGUAAAGAUGAUCGAGAUUUUACAUUAUCAGCUUAUAAGAUACUUCUAGUCAAAUUUAAAGAAGUGGACCCUAAGGCAACUAUAGAUACAGUGAAAAGUAAAAUUAAUACUAUUCGUUGCACAUUCAAAAAAGAAUUUGGCAAAGUAAAAGGUUCACAAAAAUAUGCAUAUACAUGUAUAUAUAUAGACAAUAUAGAAAAUUCCAGACGAACGAUAAACGUAAAUAACAAUUAAAUUAUAGAGUUAUAACGUGGGAAAAUUGAAGAAAAUUGCAUUAUAAAAUUUAAUAGGCAGAAUAUUUUUAGUAUAUAUCGGCUAUAUAUUUAAUCAGAUCUGAUUUAUCUUAAUUGCAAAAAUAGUUGCAAUAUCAAUUAAAUCCGAUCUUCAGUUAUAAUUUUAUAAGUAAUUUAAUGUAUACCUCUAAGCAAUAAUAAACCAUUGCUAACGAAAAAACGAUUCUGAGCGCAGUUCAAUUGACAAUGAUGCUUUAUCAACAAUAUAUUAUAUGUCAUAUUAUGAUAAAAAAUUUAAUUAGACAUUAUGUAUUUUCUUAAAUAAUGUUUAUUUAAUAUUGUACUGAUUUUCCUGUUUUUCCUUCGUUUUUCCUGGUUUUCCCAUGGUUUUUCCCGGUUUUUCCAAUUUAAUAAGAAAACUUCUGAGAAAAUAAAAAAAACCUUCCCAUUUAUAUUUCCUUUCAGAAAAAUUGCUAUCAUUAUAAAUCGAAACCAAAUAGCUUGUAGAAAAGUUUCUCACAGAACAAAAUAAGACCGUAAUAUAUUUUACUUAAUACCUACAUUUCGUACAUUUUCCCUUUUUUCCUACGUUUUUUUUUUCAGUUUUUCAAAUUUGACAAGAAAACUCUUGGAAAAAUCGAAAAAAGACUUCCUUAAAGUAUUUCCUCCCACCGAUUUCUUUUUUAGAAAAGGUGCUACACUUAAAUAUCUGAACAAGUCUUCUUGUACAAAAGUUGCGCACAGAUAAAAAUAAAAAAAUAAACAUCUUUGUAAAACCAUAAGUUUCUUCGCAUUAUUUAGAAUCUAAAAACAGACUAAUAUUAUUAAAAAUACAUACAUAAUUUUUUUUACUGACCCGUUGAAAAAUAACACCAAAAUGACUUUUUUUUUACUGCUUCUGACAGAAAGUUUGAUUACUGGUGCCUGAUAUACAAUUGAUUAAUUUCUGCCAUAUGGACUUCAAUAAAAAUCGUAACCUAAACAUAGUAGUAUAAUCACGUGAUCGAAGUACGUCAUUCAUCCUUGGUGUACAUGUUUGGGUGUACUACCAUUGGAAGUGGCUACGAAGAAUACAUAAAAUUGUUUGAUUUAUAAUUGUUCUGCUCUGUUUAUAUUAGCUGUAACGAAUGUAGUUAGGUUUCUAAGAAUUCUUUUCCAAACUAGUACAGAUUUUGUUUACGACGGGUUACUUUAUUUUAAGUGUAAAAAGUAGACAACAAAUAGGCGUUGUGACUUUGCAAAUAUUUUAAUCGGCGCGAAGUGGAUACGCCGCUUAUGGUGCACCACUGGCUUUCGUUGAAGACAUUUUUAUGUUGCUCAAUUUGGCCUCCCCGUGGCUUUGUCGAUUUAUAAUUUUAUUUUUUGUCAGUGCGAAAUUAUACGAAGGCCACUUAGGCGCGUGGUACCAAAGUCGUUUAGUCCAUGCAAAUACCCUCUACAGAAAUAGCGAUACUGAUCAGUAGAAUUAAUUGUACUAUUAACAGAAUUAGUUAAUUAAUAGAAUUAAUUAAAAGUACUAUCAUUCUAAAUCGGAGCAAGAUUUCUGGUAGAAAAGUUUACACAUCCAAUCGAGAGGUAUUUUUUGAUGACAAUUGUCCGAGCGAGCGAUAGCUAGGUCUCUAGACAGGGACGGAUUGGGCACUCGAGAAAUUCCUGAUGGACUGCUUGCUAACGAAUCAGAAUGGACUGAUGGAUUACAGAUUGUAAUUUUUUCCUCCUUUAAUAAAAAAAAAUAGGCUGCAGCAAUAACAUUAUUGGCUUUAUAAUUAUGUUUAUUACUUUUUUUUUGUACUAAUAAAAAUAAAAUAUGUAAAUUUAUAUAAUAUAAUCAACCAAAAAAAAAAAUUGUAAUGUUUUUGUUGAAAUUCAGUUAUAAAUAUUCGUAUCGAAUCUAUGGACUUGAAAUUAGGAGAGAAAAUUAAAAUUUGUCUUUUCUAGACGUGGUAAAAUUUUCGAAAAAUUCAAGCCAUUUUUGAGCUUUAGACUUUGAGCAAUAGACAUUUUAAUUUUGCGAGUUUUAUGGUAGUUUUUGGUAGGUACUUUGUGGUAAAAUUGUUAGACUUAACAGAAUGCUUGGAAAUUUAACAGGAGAUUCAUUAAAUCGUACUUUGCCGUAAAAAAAAAUUUGAGUUUAAUGUAGUAUUUGUUUUUAUAAAGGAAUUUUGAAAUUUAAUUUUGAUGAAAAUUGUUUGAGUAAAAAAUUAGGUGGAACAAAUAUAAUUUUUUGAAUAUAUACCUGAGCAAGAUUUAUAGUCGAAUUUUUGUACACAGGAUAAAAAAAAAAUAAGCAUCUUAGUAAGACUUAGAAUCUAAAAUAUAAAUUGGAACUAUUAUACUGAUACAAUAAAUAUAUAUUAUAAUUAAUUAAACAUAAAUGUAUAACAGAAUUAUAUUUUUUUAACAGAAUUGCUAAAUGUUAAUUAUGAAAUUACCUAUAUAUAGGGUUAUGGGCUUAGUUAUAGUAAUAUAUAAAUGGGCUACGUGAAAGGUACAUAUUCCGAAUAAAAAUUAUAAUCAAGGAUGACUGGUGUACAAAUCUAUAGUAUGGGUAACAAGUGUAGAUGGCGUUUUUAUAAAAAAAAAUUCUCGUUUUAAACGUCAUACUAAGACAUAACGUUUACUUAUUUAUUAUGGUGUAUGAAAUAGUAUCAAACUUGAGUUGUACCGGCACACGUGUUUUCCUGAUACAAUGUUUGAUUGA